AUGUUUGCAUUUUGUCUAGUAGCAUGGGUGAUUGGUCUAAUCACAUUUAUUGUGGGUAUAGUGGCACGUGUAAAUGGAAGUUUUGGAAUUUUGGAUUCACAUAUUCCAGCUGUACAUGCAGGUGCUAACUUGCUCAUAGCUGUUGGCUUCUUUAUUAUGUUAAUGGGAUUCUUGGGCUGUUGUGGAGCUAUUCGUGAAAGUCAGUGUAUGCUAUUCUUAUUCUUCGCAUUCGUCUUCUUCUGUUUUACUUUGCUUAUGGCGGCUGGUUUAUGGGCUGUUGCUUGGUCGUCUAAGGUGAAUCACUACAUUAUCGUUACUUAG
This is a messenger RNA of Trichobilharzia regenti, 321 nucleotides long. The record is from the annotation of a GenBank genome assembly. Lineage: Eukaryota; Metazoa; Platyhelminthes; Trematoda; Strigeidida; Schistosomatidae.